This is a messenger RNA of Saccoglossus kowalevskii, 697 nucleotides long. RefSeq lists its product as uncharacterized. The record is from RefSeq and is a predicted model, not a curated record. Gene Ontology annotation, biological process: glomerular basement membrane development. Gene Ontology annotation, molecular function: protein binding; extracellular matrix structural constituent conferring tensile strength. NCBI's taxonomy places the organism in Eukaryota, Metazoa, Hemichordata, Enteropneusta, Harrimaniidae.
UCUAAUUGUUCAGACGGAAAGGGAAAUGAAUAAAAUCACCGAUGAAGGUAAACUAGCCUAUUGCAUCGAAGACAAGCAACUGUAUUUACGUGAUAACACCAUGUGGAGAAUUGUUCAAAUGGACACCAGUCUUAUCUCUACACAGUCGCCUGGAAACAAAUGCCCGCCAUGUAAAGAGUCUAAGCCUAUAUGUGGGAAUGGCAUUGCAGAAGACGGUGAAGAAUGUGAUGAUGGCAAUGAAGACGUAAAUGAUAGCUGUAUAGCCUGCAGGAGGUCCUACUGUGGAGAUGGUUUUAGACAGGUAGGUGUGGAAGAGUGUGACGGCACUGAUUUCAAUGGAAACACGUGCACCUCAUUAAACCCAGGGGUUGUCGUACGAGGGCGUCUAUACUGUAGCAAUGCGUGUAAAAUAGAUACAAGGUGGUGUUACAAAAUCAAUUUCUAGCCUAUGUUGCUCGCUAUAUGGAAGUCAAGGGACGAUUUUCUUGAAGUGUUUGAGGCAAGCCAUUUUUCUUCCUAAUGAACUUGGUUCGGAUGUCGACAUGCGACAUAAUAGCAUUGGUUUAGAACCCGAAUGCGUGACCAUCUAAAUGCAGUUGAUAGAUUAAUUCUAUGCGUUUGGUUGCACAACUAACUCAGAAGGACACCAUGCAGAUAAAUCUUAAAUCAUCUCAACGAAAAGACAAAUCGAUUUGCG